Topomyia yanbarensis is the source of this 2084-nucleotide messenger RNA. RefSeq names its product alkaline phosphatase-like. The record is from RefSeq and is a predicted model, not a curated record. NCBI's taxonomy places the organism in Eukaryota, Metazoa, Arthropoda, Insecta, Diptera, Culicidae. Gene Ontology annotation, biological process: dephosphorylation. Gene Ontology annotation, molecular function: alkaline phosphatase activity. Bases 73 to 1749 code for a protein of 558 amino acids. The transcript is spliced from 2 exons.
AGCAUGUUUUAGAGUUGAUUCCAGACAGUUGUGAUUACUACUUGUAGCGAAGAGUACCCUCCAAUUAGACAAAUGAUGAUUCGUUUAGUAUUCGUGGUGUUGUACGUGUUAGUUCUAAUGGAGGGUAGUGUGGCUCAACAAAUUCCUCCGAAAUCUGGUCCUAGCAAGGAACACUAUCACAGUAAAAACCAUCUGUCAAUAAAACCAACGAAAAACGCAAUAAAAGACGAAGAACUGCGUUCCGAGUAUUGGCACGACGUAGCUCAACAAAUGCUCAGUGAAAAACUACAACAGAAGACUUCCAUUCAGACAGCAAAAAAUGUCAUCUUCUUCAUUGGUGACGGAAUGUCCCCGCAAACAGUGGCCGCUACCCGAAUGUAUCUUGGUAAUGAGAACGAAUAUCUGUCGUUCGAGAAGUUUCCACACCUGGGUCAGGCCAAAACUUAUUGCGUCAACCGGCAAGUUCCAGAUUCAGCCUGUACAGGGUCUUCUUAUCUGUCCGGUGUGAAAAUCAAUUACGGAAUGCUUAAUUUGGCUGCAUCGAUCCCGAGAUACACCUGUGAGUAUGACAAAAGCGAUAAAACGGAAAUCGAUGGUCUGAUGAAGUGGGCCCAGGACGCCGGAAAGGCGACGGGAAUUGUGACGAACACUCGAGUGACGCACGCUACACCAGCGGCUAGCUACGCGUACAGUGCAAAUGGAUACUGGGAAGGUGACCAAGAUGUGAUAGACGGUAAAUGUGAUCCGCUAAAAACAAUAGAUAUUGCACGGCAGAUGAUUUACAACGAGGUACCGAAAAACUUCAACGUAAUUCUUGGCGGAGGAAGAAAAUACUUUUUGCCCCGAGAGGAAAAAGAUGAGGAGGGAUUUCACGGAAGUCGGUUAGAUGCUAAAAAUCUUCUGAAAGAAUGGAUGAACAUUCAUUCCGGAAUGGGUGAAUCUGCAUAUGUUUGGAACAAGACAGGAUUAGUGUCCGUUGAUUUCAACAAAACAGAUUACUUGCUGGGUCUUUUCGAAUCGAGUCAUUUGCUGUACAAUUUGGAAGUCCAGCAGCAGAAUUUGGAUGAUAUGGAACCAUCACUAGCCGACAUGACGGAAGCUGCCAUAAAGAUGUUGCGGAAGAGUGAGGACGGGUACGUACUGUUUGUGGAAGGUGGUCACAUCGACACCGCUCAUCAUGAAAGCUGGACACGGUUGGCUUUGGACGAAACGGCAGAGUUUUCGAAGGCAAUUGCACUUGCCCGCGAGUUAACCAAUCUGGACGAUACCUUGAUUGUGGUUAGUUCGGAUCACAGUCACACGAUGACCUACAAUGGUUACGCAAGACGUGGUCAGGAUGUGUUGGGCAUCGCAGAUAUCAGCGAUAUCGACCACCUGCCAUACACAACUCUGAGCUACGCCAACGGACCUGGCUACAACGGAACCUACAACCCGGACAAUCCAACCGAACGGUUAAACAUCUCCGAGUAUGAUUUCACCCUGUACAAUCUGCGCUAUCCAGCGACUGUUUUGAUGGCUGCUGAAACCCACGGCGGAGAGGAUGUCGCUGUGUAUGCUUCGGGUCCGCAAUCACACAUCUUCAUUGGAAACUAUGAACAGCACGCGAUACCGCAGCUGAUAGCGUUCGCAAGCGAGAUCGGAGAUUACGCGGAACCUUCGGAUCCCGAUGACGAUGGAGGUGCCGGCCAUUUGCUGGCAUCGUUCGCUUUAUUGCUGCUACCGAUUGCCGUGAUUGGGCUUGUAAGCUAAUAUAGCAGCUAGUAAGAAGAGUCUAUUUCGGUAGACAAUAGAUGUGAUAAUGCCGAGGAAUUCAAUAAAGUGUGUAGAUAAGUUUAAUAGAAAAGUAUGCUACUAUCUUCGAGCAUUCGUUGAACGAAUGACGAUUUUUGACAAUCAAUCAUUCUCAUCACGAUAGUUAAAUCUUGAUAUGAAGGGAACAUAUGUACUGGUGGUUUUACAAUGACAACUAAAAAGUAAAAUGUUGGGCAUAUUGAAUAAUGUAAUCAGGGGGUAGCGGACACCCUAGAUUCUUUUGGAGAUAAGUCAAACAAAUGGAUCAAACUAACGUUUCGACGAAGCGAACA